AUAGAGCAUGGUAGAAAGCUCGGCUAUCGCUAUUCACCCGCGCCGGCCCCGAGAGGCUAGAGCCCACCUACCGCCUCUUUCUUGCUGCCGCCAGUUGCUUCCUCCAGAACCUUGACUGACCCCAAGAGCUUUUUGCUUGGGCGGCGCCGCGCCGCGCCGCAACACGCCGCACCGGCAAGAUUUUAGUUGGAGCACAGGCAAGGUUGCUGGAUGUAUGAUGCGCGCGUGCGCUCUGACCUCUAGAUCGCCCCCACACUACUGCUGCAGCAGGUGAGGGGAUCCUUCAAGCAGACAGUCCACAAAAGGAGUUGGCUCAAGCAGAUACCUUGGGACGAAGACGAACUAGCGAGAUCAAGAAGCUGGCGGCAAGCAAGUGGUGGGAGCGCGGCGGUGAGGGCGUCAUGGCCGGAAUGGAUCCCGGCGGCGGCGGUGGGGCCGCGUCGCACUACCUGGAACUCCUCCGUGCGCAGCAACAGCAGCUGCUACAGCAGCACCAGCAGGCGCCGCUAUCCCCGUCCUCCCACGUCAAGAUGGAGCGCUCCGCGCCGUCGCCGGAGAACGUCGAUCCGGGCGGGGAUCAGCCCGCCUCGGAGGGCAGCGGGGGGUCCGGUGGGCCGACGAGGAAGCCGCGCGGGCGGCCGCUGGGGUCAAAGAACAAGCCCAAGCCGCCUAUCAUCAUAACGCGGGACAGCCCCAACGCGCUCCACUCCCACCUGCUCGAGGUCGCCGCCGGAGCCGACAUCGUCGAGUGUGUCUCCGAGUACGCGCGCCGCCGCUGCCGCGGCGUAUGCGUGCUGAGCGGAGGCGGCGCCGUCUCCAACCUCGCGCUACGCCAGCCCGGCGCCGAUCCCCCGGGCAGCCUCCUCGCUACCCUGCGCGGGCAGUUCGAGAUCCUGUCGCUCACGGGCACGGUGCUGCCGCCGCCCGCGCCCCCCGGGGCCAGCAACCUCAGCGUGUACGUCGCUGGCGGGCAGGGGCAGGUGAUGGGCGGGAGCGUGGCCGGCCAGCUCAUCGCCGCCGGGCCCGUAGUCCUCAUGGCCGCGUCGUUCGCCAACGCCGUCUACGAGCGGCUGCCUCUGGAGGAAGAGGAGGAGGAGGCGGCCACGGCAGCCGCAGCCGCUGCCGCUGUCACAGAAACCCAAGGCGCAGCAGUGGAGCCGGCCGAAGGACAGCAACAGGAGGCGUCGCAGUCUUCUGGAGUGACGGGUGGCGAUGUCGGCGGCAUUGGUCAUGGCAUGUCACUGUAUGAUCUUGGAGGGAACGCGGCUGGCUACGAGUUGCCCGGAGAGAACUUCGGCACCUGGAGCGGUGGUAUAAGGCCACCGUUUUGAUAUGGCAUACCGAUCUCUUUCUCUUGGCAGCUGCAUUUGUAUCACGGCAAGAAUCUCCAAGAGAUCGCGAUCCAUGACGGAGAAGCUCCUUAAUCCUGCAUUUUGGUUGAAGGCUACACUUUGACGAGGGCACCAGGCCAUGUGGUGAUUUGGUGAUAAUGCAUGUUGCCAUGGUGUUCGACUUCGACUUGGAAACAAUCCAGAUCGAUGUAUACCAUUACCAUCUAUGGCUAUGGAAAAGUGAGUACUACCGACGAUGCAUGUCUAUUUUUUGGGUGGUCUAUUGGUCCAACAAAAUCCAAGGAAGGUCAUUAGGUCCAGUGUUAACUGUUUAGAGACCAUCCUGUCGACUUCUUGUCCUCUUUUGCUUUGGAACGAUGUUUGUCAAGUUGUCAUGACAUUUGCCUUUCACUUCUAUUCUAUUAACUCCCUCCGUUAUAAAAUACUAGUCUCAUAAUAUUAGUCGUUUUAA
This is a messenger RNA of Zea mays, 1803 nucleotides long. Its product is annotated as AT-hook motif nuclear-localized protein 25. Bases 402 to 1331 code for a protein of 309 amino acids. Gene Ontology annotation, biological process: vegetative to reproductive phase transition of meristem. The transcript has 2 exons. The record is from RefSeq and is a predicted model, not a curated record. NCBI's taxonomy places the organism in Eukaryota, Viridiplantae, Streptophyta, Magnoliopsida, Poales, Poaceae. Gene Ontology annotation, molecular function: minor groove of adenine-thymine-rich DNA binding; DNA-binding transcription factor activity. Gene Ontology annotation, cellular component: nucleus.